Messenger RNA from Drosophila ananassae, 2210 nucleotides. RefSeq names its product dynein axonemal assembly factor 3 homolog (gene Dnaaf3). The coding region runs from base 108 to 2162 and encodes 684 amino acids. The transcript has a single exon. The record is from RefSeq and is a predicted model, not a curated record. Gene Ontology annotation, biological process: axonemal dynein complex assembly; motile cilium assembly. NCBI's taxonomy places the organism in Eukaryota, Metazoa, Arthropoda, Insecta, Diptera, Drosophilidae.
AUCAAAUAAAAACCGACAAAACUUAGCUCUCUAAAAGGGAGAAAUAUUUAUAUUUUAAACGAAACUGCCACUGGAAGCACAACACUUAACUACUAUAGACUGAGGAAAUGUUUUGGGGACUCAGCUCGGCUUUGGACUUGUACGACGAAUACCUGAAGGCCUUCAGGAUCAAUGACGUCGACGGUGAAGAUGAGAGUAAAGGUGGCGGAGAUGGACCAGCGUCCCCAAAAACACUAAACAUUCUGCUCCUUGGGGAAACCGAUGCUCGUCAUGUGAUCCGUACUCUGGCCAAACGGUAUACGCAUCGGAUGAAGCCUGACAUCCACAUCUAUAUCGUGGAGGGAAGCAUCGAAAUAGUUGCCCGGCACAUGAUGCUCUUGGCUGUGGCCCUGGAGGAUCCCUCCUCCUUCAAUCUCGUUAGCAAAGCGCAUCUGUACAUGGAUCUGUAUGGGAACACCAUGAUCCGUCCAAGCACUAAUUCCUACAUGGCUGCCAAAGGGCGCACUUUCAUGAAAAUGGUCGCAGACGAAGACGAACUCCAGAGCCUGGCACCCAUACUGAAUAUCCAGUUCUUAAAGUACAGGGAGCGCGAUGGCCUGUCGAUGGCCUUCAAUUUCUGGCAACCAGUACCCCGACAUAUCUACAACAUAACAGAGUACUGGGAGCAGCGCGGAAGAGCUCUCUUGGGCACUCGCUACGACCACCGGAACGGAGUCUUCGACUGGGACUUGAACAUGACUCUCAAGGAUCGCGGUGGCCAGCAGAUCUGCUCGCAGGAGUAUCGUUACUGGCGGGAGUCCGGCGUGGCUUUCGUAUUUCCAGAGUACGAGCACUGCAAGCCAAACAAAACCUUCUGCGCCGGAUUGGUCCAGAAUGGCACUGACUUCAAGCAUCGCGGCUAUGUGGGCGACAUCCAGACGGGUCCCUUUUGUGGCUACGGAUUGCGCACUGCCGAGGAGCGGAUGCAUCACUCGGCGCACGGGGAAAACGACUACCGGGCCACCGAUAUAACCGAGCGUAAUCUCCUUGAAUUCUUCCACGAACUGCAAACCCAAGAGCCAUACGAGCACGAUGCCACCCGAUCCCGGCGCUACGGAUCUGUUCAAUUACUGAUGACGCCGCUAUUGAGCCACCAGCAGGAAGAGGAUAUCAGUAGCACGGCCAGCUACCAUCGUCCCUGGAUCAAGGUACCUGGUGUCACGGUUCACUACUUGUCAUCAGUGGUAAUCCCGCAGAUGCAGUCGGGCGAAGAGCAAUGGAACAGCAUGUUCGAUAUUAUCUUCGUGGCUUACAACUACAAUGUCUUCCUGAAAAAGUCGGUCUUCACAAGGACUCUGAAGCCGCAGGGCCUGUUCAUCCUGGAAACUAUGCAAAUGACCGUUAAUCGCAAGGAUAUGGUAAAGAACUACGAGUCGGAUGCCAAGAAGUAUUUGAAAGAGUCAGGACUCAAGCCGGUUGUCAAUUAUAAUGCCAUAAAUAGCAAGAACCAGGUUCUCAGAUACAGGAAACCUCUUUUGGAUGACGGCAACGAUGCUGAUGAGGAGGAGGAGGUUGAAGAGGAGAUGAAGGAUGAGGAGGAUCAGGAGGAGGAAGAUAACGAAGAGUUAUCUGAGAAGGAUAAGGCUGAUAAAAAAAAGAAUAAAGAUAAGUGUUCCUGCGAGGAGGAAAACAAGAAGAACCAUAAGUGUUCCUGCGAGGAGAAGAAAUGUAAGUGUUGCAGCGAGGAGCCUCCUGAGGAUUAUGAGCUAGAAGAUGACACCAAACUAAAUCCAAAUAAAGAAGACAAAGAACACGUAAAUAUUCAGCAGAAGAUCGCUUCUGAGGGAAAAAUCGAAGAAGUAGAAACUCCUAUCGACGAAUUUGGUGAUCGUUAUGAAACAAGUAUGGAAAAAUUGGAAAAAAUGAAGAGGAAGCAAAAGGAUCUGGAACAACAAAUGAAGAAGGAUCCCAACAACCUGGGGAAGACUAAAUUGAAGAACAAAGCUUUUGAAGAAAGAAUCAAAGUAUUAGUAAACCCGGUUAAGGAAAAGGAAGAGCCUGAAAAAGAAUUGGAAAGCCCAGUUAAGACGGAGGAUACUAGCGAUAUUAAGACCAGUGUAGUUCCUUCUGACGAUCCCGAUCUGGAAGAAUUUCUUCGACUAGAGAAUGAAUACUGCUCCUAAUAAAACAAAAUUAUUUUUCAAUUUAUUGAAUAAAACAGGUAACGUUAA